Eutrema salsugineum is the source of this 1933-nucleotide messenger RNA. RefSeq names its product probable glycosyltransferase At5g03795. The record is from RefSeq and is a predicted model, not a curated record. Bases 233 to 1933 code for a protein of 566 amino acids. Gene Ontology annotation, molecular function: glycosyltransferase activity. Lineage: Eukaryota; Viridiplantae; Streptophyta; Magnoliopsida; Brassicales; Brassicaceae. The transcript has 5 exons.
UAAAAUUUCCCCUUUCAGUCUUAUUUCUUCUUUAGAAGCUUUGAUCUGUUGCUGAUAAUCUUCUCUGGUUCUUGCGAGUUCUUGCUACAGCAAAUAUUACAGAUUUGUGGUUAAGAUGGCGAUGUUCAUUGUGUCAUCAGUCAUGGAGUAGAUGUUGAAUUUGUAGCAACUUAAUAUACUUUUUGCCACCAGGAUCUAGUGGCUAGUUUUCAGAACUCAAUCGGUCGAUGCAAUGAAGUUGUUACGAGUUGCUGGUGUAGUUUUCAUAUUUAUAGUCACCUUCCAGUUCGUGAACAUACAUUAUUUUGGUGGUGCUAUAUUCUCUUUACCUUCUGAAGAUAAGUUUCCGAUAUCAUCUAUUAAUGGGAGCACAGAACCCAUCAGGCCAUUAUCUGGUACUGAAAAAUUGAAUUUUAGUAGCUCGAGAUCCGUUGAGGUAGCUAAAGAGGAAAGAACCGGUUUAGAAGAAGACCAUAUUAUUGGCUCUGAUAAGAGUGAAAGUAUUGAAUCCCAUGAUAGUUUCAUAGAGGAUGCAGAAGAUAAGGAAACUCUUGAAUUGCUGCUACGAACAGGGAGCAGCUCAAACGGGAGUUACAGUGAUAUAGUCGAAGAUGCUGACAUUGUUAAUGAAAAUAGUAGGAAUGUAGAGAUUCUGGAGAGUAAAUCUGAUACUUCUGUCGAUAAUCUUUCCCCAGAGGUGAAAAGGUUGAUGAAUGUUUCAAAUUCUGGGGUGGUUCCUAUCACUGAGAUGAUGAAUUUAUUGCAUCAAAGCCGCACUUCUCAUGUCUCCCUGAAACUAAAGCGGUCUUCUGCAGUUGAUACAGAGCUGUUGUUUGCAAGAACCCAAAUUGAGAACCCACCGAUGGUGGAGAAUGACCCUUUACUGCAUGGUCCUCUGUAUUGGAAUCUGUCCAUGUUCAAAAGGAGCUAUGAGCUGAUGGAGAAAAAGCUCAAAGUAUAUGUAUACAGAGAAGGCAAAAGACCCGUAUUGCAUAAGCCAGUGCUGAAAGGAAUAUAUGCAUCUGAGGGAUGGUUUAUGAAACAGCUCAAGGCCAGCAAAACAUUUGUCACCAAGGACCCGAGUAAAGCUCACCUAUUUUAUCUUCCUUUCAGCUCCAAAAUGUUGGAAGAAACUCUGUAUGUCCCUGGUUCUCACAGCGACAGGAAUCUCAUUGAGUUUUUGAAGAACUACUUGGACAUGAUUUCCUCGAAAUAUCCUUUCUGGAACAGAACUGGAGGAUCAGAUCAUUUUCUGGUCGCUUGUCAUGACUGGGCUCCUUCCGAGACAAGGCAGUACAUGGCUAACUGCAUAAGAGCAUUAUGCAAUUCUGAUGUUUCAGAAGGUUUUGUGUUUGGUAAAGACGUAGCUCUUCCCGAGACAACUAUUCUUGUUCCCAGGAGACCGCUUAGGGCACUAGGAGGUAAACCCUCUUCACAAAGGCAGAUACUUGCCUUCUUUGCAGGAGGAAUGCACGGUUACCUUAGACCUCGCUUAUUACAAAACUGGGGAGGUAACAGAGAUCCAGAUAUGAAGAUAUUCAGCGAGAUACCAAAAUCCAAAGGCAAAAAGAGUUACAUGGAGUACAUGAAGAGUAGCAAGUAUUGCAUUUGCCCAAAAGGGCAUGAAGUCAAUAGCCCUCGGGUCGUGGAGGCACUGUUCUACGAGUGUGUCCCGGUUAUCAUAUCCGAUAACUUUGUGCCUCCCUUCUUCGAAGUCCUGAAUUGGGAGUCUUUUGCGGUAUUUGUGUUGGAGAGAGAUGUUCCUGAUUUGAAGAACAUAUUAGUGUCAAUAACUGAAGAUAGGUACAGAGAGAUGCAGAUGAGAGUCAAGAUGGUGCAGAAGCAUUUCCUUUGGCACUCUAGACCCGAGAGAUUUGACAUAUUUUAUAUGAUACUUCAUUCCAUUUGGUACAACAGAGUUUUUCAAACUUGA